UCCCGCAGAAAAUCUUGCGCGAAGUUUAAAAGGGGAAAGUCCACUGAGUCGCAGUUAUACGGGUUUCGUUUUGCGGUCGGGUGACGCGACUGUUGCUGCGGGAACACCUUAAGGGUGAUAUCAGGGCUUUCUGCAAGGAUCAAGGUGACGAAAGCAGAAAGUAUAGGCCCCUAUGGCCUCCAGCCAAAGCGUACCGCGGAAAAGAAAACUCCCAGCUUGGAUGAAACUCAAAACUGAAACUAAAUCUGCACAGACAGGAUUGUCAAAUGGAGUCACCAAGAGCUCCGUUCUUGAGGACUCUUUGCCAGAGCUGAGGUUUACAGGAGGAAUAAUUUACUCACACAGGAAAGACGACUGCUCUUUGCUCUGCCAGGAUAUAAUCUGUAGCCUGGAAACGCAACAGCACAAUGCUGCAGUGGGGUUUGACAUUGAGUGGCCAGUGACAUACCAGAGAGGUAGAGAGGACAGGACUGCCCUGGUUCAGAUAUGUACUCCAGAGAAAUGCUGCUACUUGUUCCAUGUGUCCUGUAUGGGAGAGUUACCUAAAGGUUUGAAAGAGCUGUUGUCUCAUUCCAAGAUAAAGAAGGUUGGUGUAGGGAUUGACAGUGACCUGUGGAAGUUGGAGCGCGAUUUUGAUAUCAGAGUGAAAGAAAUCAUAGAUGGCAGCACUAUAGAUCUGAGUGUGAUGGCCAAUCGUGUAGUGAACAGCAGCCAAACUUGGAGCUUAGAUGGUCUUACUAGAUAUCUGUUAAGACAGAAGCUUUGCAAGGACCCCUCAGUGAGGAAAAGUGACUGGAGACAGUUUCCACUGUCAUCAAGACAGCAGAUGUAUGCAGCUACUGAUGCUUAUGUAGGCAAGCUUGAUACUAUAUGAAAAACUUCUAGAACAGGAAAAUUUUGCACAGAACAGUUCAGAGAAGAUAUGAAAAGGUUCUAGAGACACUUUGUCUGUCUGUUAGUUUUACACCAACAUCACUCAAAAAUGUAUGGAUGGAUUUUAAUUUAAUUUUCAGGGUAGGUCAAAAAUGGGCUAACUUUAAAGUAAUUAGAUUUUGGUGGUGACCCGUUUUUCUCCAAUGGCUGUGACCUGUUGUGUAGUGAAUGUGCUCUCAACUACCACAAUAUUUAGUGUACAGACCCUGUUGGAGGUCUGUGUUCUCUGGGUGUAUUUGUAGUUUUGUAAUGUUUAAGAUGUGUUUCGAUGAUCAGUUUAUUCAAACAAUUGUAAAUGUUUAGUUUUCUCACAAGAAUAAAUAAAAAUCAACA
This is a messenger RNA of Lingula anatina, 1266 nucleotides long. RefSeq names its product bifunctional 3'-5' exonuclease/ATP-dependent helicase WRN. Gene Ontology annotation, molecular function: nucleic acid binding; 3'-5' exonuclease activity. The record is from RefSeq and is a predicted model, not a curated record. NCBI's taxonomy places the organism in Eukaryota, Metazoa, Brachiopoda, Lingulata, Lingulida, Lingulidae. Gene Ontology annotation, biological process: nucleobase-containing compound metabolic process.